Molecule: messenger RNA, 2296 nt
Organism: Chelmon rostratus (copperband butterflyfish)
Lineage: Eukaryota; Metazoa; Chordata; Actinopteri; Chaetodontiformes; Chaetodontidae
Gene: naif1
Product: nuclear apoptosis inducing factor 1
Exons: 3
Coding region: 96-1142 (348 amino acids)
Cellular component (GO): nucleus
Source: RefSeq, a predicted model, not a curated record
GAAGCCAUUACGUUGCGCACAUCAGUUGAGUAAAUCCUACUAUUUUUGCGUACAAUACGCACAAUUACCUCUCCAAAAGAGGAAUUUCUGCAGUUAUGGCAUCGGUCGCGAAAAAGAGAAAAAUGAAUUUCUCGGAGAGAGAGGUGGAAAUUAUCGUGGAAGAAAUAGAGAAACAAAAGCACACACUAGUUAACCACUUCAAUGCUGGAGUAACACACAUGGCAAAGAAUAACGCGUGGGUGGAUAUCCUGAAAAAGGUGAACGCAGUCACCACCUGUCCCAGAGAGUUGCCUGAGGUGAAAAAGAAGUGGUCUGACAUGAAGACGGAGGUCCGGCGGAAAGUGGCCCAGGCACGGGCUGCUAUAGAGGGGACAUCCGCUGACUGCACUCCAGUUCCCGUCAUCCUCACGGCGAUGCAGCAGCGGAUCUGUAACCUCCUGGGAGAGGCCACCAUCAUCAGUUUACCUGCAGCUGACUCGGAUGCUGAGAUAACUUUACCUGUGACAGUGAAUACCACCGCCACCGUCACACUAGCAGAGACUCUUCCAGCUGGCUCAGGUACAGUCUGUGAUGAAGCAAAGCCACUGAAUGCUGAAACAACCUACCACGCUUUGGAGGAUGGAGGUGUGGUGGAGUAUUGCACCACCACUGUAAGCGACUCCGCUCCCACUGUGGUGGCGGCCGUCGAGGCUCCGGUGGAGAUGCUCGCCUCAUCCUCAGCUUCCCCGCCGCUGCCUCAGGGUCAGGCCAAACCUCAGGAGCUGAAGAGCCGUAUCGCCCUCAACUCAGCCCGCCUGCUGCAGGAGCAGAGAGUCACCAACGUCCACAUCCGACAGAUCGCCCAGCACCUGGAGGGCCAGAACGAGCUGCUGCAGAUGAUGCGCCGCUCCCAGGAGGCUCAGGCCUUCGCCCAGGAAAGACAGGCCCAGGCCCUGGAAGGUACGCAGGCUGCCCUUCUAGCAUUAGUGCAGAUGCUCAGGCCUGCUCUCAAAGACCUGCGCAAGUUCCUGCAGAGUGGGACUGAGGUCACAAACCCCAGCAGCUCAGCAGCAGGAGUGACAGCUGAUGGGGCGGGAGCAGAGGAGCAGAGCAGGCCCAAAACACCGCCGCCUCUGCCACAGCAAGCCAAAGAGACACAGUAGACACUGUGUGUGUGUGUGUGUGUGUGUGUGUGUGUGUGUGUGUGUGUGUGCGCUUGUGUGUGUGUGUUUGUGUGGCGUCCUGUCUGCAUUGCAGAUUGAGGAGUCGAUGCACACAGACUUCAGAGAACAAUGAAGGCUUGUCAAAUGUUGCCUUAAAGAAAGCAUGUACAGAAUUUUACUGAUGUUGAAUGAUUUGGACGGACACAGAAGCUUUGAAAAGGUUCUGGUGAGAACAUCAUUUUUAUUGUCUGUCAUUAAUUAGCAGUGAGUUGAUGUUAUUUAAUACAGGUCAUCACCCUGAUUUGGGAGGAACAUUUAAUUUUUUGUUUCUUCAAAUCGUCCUACAGUUCACCCUGAAUAAAGAACAAGCAGUCUUGUUUUUAAGACCUGGUCCAACUGGGAUCUUCAGUUAGUGUGCUCCAUGUCUUUAGAACUGAAUAAAAUGUGAAGAAAAUCAGCAGCCUGUGUUUUACCUACAGGGUGUAUUACAUUCAUCAACCAGCAGAGGUCAGCACAUUUCAUUACUGAUGGAGCAGUGAUCUAAGAUAUCUAUAAUUUGGGAUUAAAUCUGUUAUUAUGUGUGAAAGACAUUAUUUGUUUUUAAUUUGGAACACCACACUCAUAUUAUUUGCUUUUUGUUAGGUAAGUGACUUUGAGUUCCACUGUAAACAUCAGGAAAAUGAAAUAAAGUUUCCGUUAUAGAGACUUCUGCCCACAACCACCUUAAGACUUUCCUGUUACCUAUACUGAUUUCACCAUGUUACAGUUUUGUUAGUAGCAUUUCAUCAUAGUUUAAAAUUGUCAUCCUCCAUUAGUUGAAAAAACAUGGUUAACAGUUGUGACAAAAAUGUAAUGGAAAUCUAUUUUUGAGCUAUGUGCUGCAUACCUGGAGAAAACAAAAGUGGUGUCCUGAGUCUAUGAUGGUAAUGAAUACUGAAAAACAAAAUAAGAAUUAAGGAUGUUAAAAUUGGAGAAAGCAAAACUGUAAGUAACAUUUCAAGCUGUUAAGAUCGACCCUGAUAAACACUGUACCACGUCCUAGAUCGGACUGCUCUGCAGUUACUUGUGGACUGUACAGACAGUGAAUAAAGGCAGGACAAGUUUAUUUGUAGCACCUUUCAACAACAUGGCAAUUCAAAGGACAAGAAAUUAAA